Molecule: messenger RNA, 1339 nt
Organism: Vigna radiata var. radiata (mung bean)
Lineage: Eukaryota; Viridiplantae; Streptophyta; Magnoliopsida; Fabales; Fabaceae
Product: fasciclin-like arabinogalactan protein 3
Exons: 1
Coding region: 182-1105 (307 amino acids)
Cellular component (GO): plasma membrane
Source: RefSeq, a predicted model, not a curated record
GAAAUAGGGUUUUGAAGAGGAAUCGAAAGCAUAAAUUAGAGUUGUAGGAAGCAGAGAAAGGCAUGAGUUGAAAAGUUAUCUUCAAGCUUGGUUGGUUUUGGACACAAAAAGCAUAAUAGAGACAAAGGAAAGAAAGCAUAUAAUAAAAGUGAAGAGAAGAAGCUUAAAGAAGGCUCCAAAAAUGAGUUUCAAAAGCUCUUCUCUUCUCUGCAUAGCGCUUCUGCUUGCAUUGUCUUCAACUAUUAAUGGCUUUAACAUCACAGAGAUGUUGGAAAAGUAUCCAGAGCUAUCCUCAUUCAACAAGUACAUCACCGAAUCCAAGCUUGCAGACCAAAUCAACAGCCGCAACACCAUAACCGUUCUUGCUGUUGAGAACGGCGCCAUCUCUUCCAUUUCCGGAAAAACCCCAGAAGUCAUUAAGGCCAUCAUCGCCACCCACAUCAUCCUUGAUUACUAUGAUGAGAAGAAGCUCAUGGAAGUUCAAGCUAGCAGCCCCCAGUUGACAACCCUCUACCAGUCCACAGGCCUUGCCGUCAACCAACAAGGCUUUGUCAACGUUUCACUCAUCGGCGAGGGCGAAAUCGCCUUCACCCCCGCCGGCACUAAAGACUACUCAGAGCUCGUCAAGACCGUCACCACACAGCCCUACAACAUCUCCAUUCUUCAAAUCACCAAGCCCCUCAUCGCCCCAGGUAUUGACAAUCAAACCAAAUCUGCACAGUCACCACAACAAGCUAAAGCCUCUCCCCCCACAGAGACAGCCAAGGCACCAGCUCCCUCGACAAAGAGUGGCAAGGCACCUGCUCCUUCCACAGAGAGUGCCAAAGCACCCGCAACGAAAGACGGUGCCAAGGCACCAGCUCCAGCGGAGGAUGCAAAAUCUCCUACUGCACCCGAGUCUGCUGAGGCACCAGCUCCUUCGGAAACUGCGGCCGCGCCUUCACCUGCCGAGUCUCCUAAAGCAGAUGCCCCAACAGAAGCUGAUGCCCCUGCAGAUGGUCCCGCUGCUGAUGCUGCUGCAGAUACUGCAAGCUCCUCCACCAUUAUUAAGAUGAGCUUGGUUGGAUCAUGCAUGGCCUUCGCUUCACUCUUGAUUGUUUUAUAAACUGCUUUAUGAAAUAAAGAUGAUAUAGAUAUCUAUAUCUAUCUAUAUAUAGAUAUACAUUUUAUUACACUUAUAUGAAGAGGAGGAAGAGAAUGAGAACAAGGGCCCUCAGGAAGACACAAAGGGAUAUCGGAAAGGAUGAUGUAGAGUACGUUGUCGCUGAAAAUGUGGGUCAAUGAAAAUAAACUUGUAUUUUACUGGUUGCGACCUAUAAAUAAAAGAAGAAGUAAUUUA